AUGAGUGAAGCUGACAAGGCAGAUACCAACGGGAACAUAGAUGAGAUCAAACAAUAUAGAGAUGCAAGGUGGGUGACUCCUCCGGAAGCCUUGUGGAGGAUAUAUGGCUUUGAGUUGAGUAAGAACUCGCCACCUGUUAUGCAGUUGCAGCUCCAUCUGGAAAACAUGCACAUGGUUUCGUUCAAAGAGGGCCAAGAUAUCCAACGAGUAGUUAGCCGUGAAGGUGUUGAGAAGUCAAUGCUUACAGAGUACUUUGAGGCAAACCGUUUACACGAGGAGGCUCGUUCUAUCUUGUAUAGGGACUUCCCCGAAUGGUAUACUUGGCAGAAAGGUAAGAACAAAUGUUGGAAGAGAAGGGAAGUAAAACAAGAUGGCACACCAACUUCACGAAUGCAGGUUGGAAGAAUUGUGUUGGCUCAUCCAGCAGAGGGGGAACGAUAUUACCUACGAGUCCUUCUAAACCAUGUUACCGGGGCCACCUCUUACGAUGACCUAAAGACAGUUAAUGGUCAGAUCCUACCAUCCUUCCAUGAAGCUGCAGAGAGAAGGGGGUUGAUUGAAGGAGACAACACAUUAGAUGACACCCUUACUGAAUCUACACAAUACGAGAUGUCAUCAUCUCUAAGAAGGCUCUUUGCGACAAUAUUGGUAUUCUGUGAGCCAAGCGAUCUGCGCGGGCUCUGGGAGAAACACUUCGACGCAAUGUCGGAAGACUAUCGCCGAAAUGAUCCAUCCAAUGUUGCAGUUGAGCAAAAGGUUCUUAUAGAUAUCAGGAAUAUGCUACAAUCAAUGGGAAAGGACAUAAAGUCAUUUCCUCUUCCUGAUAUCGAUGAAGAAUAUGACAGUGCCACUGGUGUGGAAAGGGAGAUCUUUGAGGAGUCCACCAUCGAGCCUAAUGACGAGGACAAAAAUAUACCAGCCUUACUUAAUACAGACCAGAGGGCCACAUAUGAUGUAAUUAUUUCUGCGGUUGAUGGCGAUGAGGGUGGUGUGUUCUUUGUGGAUGGACCUGGAGGCACCAGAAAGACUUUUCUGUAUAGAGCAUUGCUCGCAACGGUACGUGGCAAUAAACAGAUUGCUAUAGCAACAGCUACAUCUGGUGUUGCGGCUUCCAUAAUGCCUGGAGGGAGAACUGCUCAUUCACGGUUCAAGAUACCGUUAAGCAUUGAUGAUGGUAGGUUUUGUACCUUCACUAAACAGAGCGGUACUGCCAAGUUCCUGCAGUCAGCUUCUCUCAUUAUUUGGGUUGAGGCUUCCAUGACAAAGAGGCAGGCAGUAGAGGCAUUGGACAAUAGUAUGCGCGAUAUAAUGAGCCGACCAGACCUGCCGUUUGGUGGAAAGAUGGUUGUGUUCGGUGGAGAUUUCAGGCAGGUCCUCCCUGUUGUUCGUAAGGGGUCGAGGGCUCAAAUAAUUGGUUCGUUGUUACGUAGGUCUUACCUUUGGGAUUGCAUGCGUCACCUAAAGCUGGUACGCAAUAUGAGGGCACAUAGUGACCCAUGGUUUGCAGAGUACCUACUGCGCAUCGGUGAUGGUAAGGAGGAGGCCAAUGGUGAUGGUGACAUCCGCCUUCCAGACAAGAUAUGUGUCCCGUGUACUGGGAAGAAGGACACUGACCUUGAUACACUAAUAGACAAUGUAUUUCCCAGUCUUGGUGCUAACAUGUCAGACCCAAACUACAUCACCUCCAGAGCAAUCUUGUCGACCCGAAAUGAUUGCGUGGAUAGGAUUAAUUUGAAGAUGGUCAAUCGAUUCCAAGGAGAUGAGAUGGUGUACCGUAGCUUUGAUUGUGCGGUGGACGACCCUCAUAACUACUACCCACCUGACUUUCUUAACACAUUGACCCCUAAUGGACUGCCCCCACAUUUGUUGAAGCUCAAAAUCAAUUGCCCUGUCAUAUUGCUCAGAAACAUUGACCCCGCAAACGGACUUUGCAAUGGCACGAGGCUGGUGGUUCGAGGAUUCCAAAGGAAUGUCAUCGAUGCAGAAAUUGUGCUAGGCCAACAUGCUGGAAAGAGAGUCUUCUUGCCAAGGAUCCCCCUUUGCCCCUCCGAUGAUGAGAUGUUCCCUUUUCAAUUCAAGAGGAAACAAUUCCCUAUUAAGCUCAGCUUCGCCAUGACGGUCAACAAGGCACAAGGGCAGACUAUCCCGAAUGCUGGUAUUUACUUGCCUGAGCCGGUGUUCUCUCAUGGACAGUUGUAUGUAGCACUUUCUAGAUCCACCGCUAGAAAGAACGUUAAGAUUCUUGUCAUCCCGGAUAGUGGUAACAAAGAAAAGAACUCAAAUGCUAGCAAAAAGAAGAGUUCAAUGGGUACGUACACGAAGAACAUCGUCUACAAAGAGAUCCUUACAUCGUAG
This is a messenger RNA of Lolium perenne, 2355 nucleotides long. RefSeq lists its product as uncharacterized. Lineage: Eukaryota; Viridiplantae; Streptophyta; Magnoliopsida; Poales; Poaceae. Gene Ontology annotation, biological process: telomere maintenance; DNA repair. The record is from RefSeq and is a predicted model, not a curated record. Gene Ontology annotation, molecular function: DNA helicase activity.